CCAAAACAGGAAGAGGAAGGUCCGGUAAUGUUUAAAACAAAGCUCUGAUGUCAAGAGCUGGGGGGAAAGGGGUAAUGACAUCAUUAGGUGAUGUCAUGAGUUGUUAUCGAGUGAGAUAAGGGCAAGAUGACCUACCCUGAAGCUUUACAUGGCCUUAACUGCAGCUCCCGGAAGCCUUCCUGUUAUCCUUUUUAAUGUGACAAAAAGGGACAAAAUUAUCCCCUGAGUGAGGAAUGAUCACAUUCCUUUCAUUUAAUUAUUUUGAUUUAAAUUCAAUUCAAAUUUAAGCUCAAGCGUUUUCAUUUUUUAAAAUGACUGAUACUCCACUUUUUUUUUUAUCCAGAGGGCACUCAAAGUCACUGUCUUCAAUUGUAAUUUACAAAAUGACUAAAACCCAGCUUUAAAAGGCUAGCCUUUGUUAAUCAAAAUUGAGAUUUUUAUCUAGGACUUGCCCAGAUUUUCACUUCCCUGCUCCCAUCCUACCUUUUGUGGACUUGUGACUCACAACCCCAACAGCUGAACAAGAAGCCUUUGUAAGAAGUGGUGGCCAGCUCUUAAACCCUCUCAAAUAUGAAGUCCACUAACCAAGGUAAAAAGUCAGAGGGCCAUGUCACAAAAGAGCCCUUGAUGAUGUCAAGAGGCCUUGGACCUGGAUAGAAUGAAGCAGUGGUGGUGGUGAUCCCAUCCUUGAUGGGAUUUCAAGAUUGUCAUCUCCUGAACUUGAAAAACAAGACUGGGAGGAGGCUUUCAUUCUCCCCCCCCCCCAGUUCAUUGACAGUGGUUAGAAGAAACGCCAGCUCCAUCCAACACCUCUGUGACAACCAAAACCACAAGGAUUUGCCUGCAAGGAUUUUGGCCAUGUGUAUUGAUACUGGGACAGUUUCCUUGGACACAGAGAAGACAGACUUCACUGCCUCCAAUGGCUGCUAAGAUCUUUGAGAAUAUUGGCAAACUUAGUUUGGGCUUAGUGUUUGCUGGUGGAGUGGUCAACUCUAUUCUUUAUAAUGUGGACGCAGGUCACCGGGCAGUCAUCUUUGACCGAUAUCUGGGUGUUCAGGACAAAGUGGUAGGAGAGGGGACUCAUUUUUUCAUCCCCUGGCUGCAGAAGCCCAUCAUUUUUGACUGCCGUUCUCGCCCUCACAGUGUCCCUGUAACUACAGGGAGCAAAGAUCUCCAGAAUGUCAAUAUUACACUCCGGAUCUUGUUCCGGCCGGUGAUAAUGCAGCUUCCCCGGAUUUACACGACGAUCGGUGAAGACUACGAUGACCGAGUGCUACCCUCCAUCACGACGGAGGUGCUCAAGUCAGUGGUGGCUCGCUUUGACGCAGAGGAGCUGAUCACGCAGAGAGAGUUGGUCUCCAGGCAGGUGAACGAAGACCUGUCGGAACGGGCAGCUAGCUUUGGUAUUCUCCUGGACGACGUUUCCUUGACCCACCUGACGUUCAGCAAGGACUUCUUGGAUGCCGUAGAAAUGAAGCAAGUGGCACAACAGGAAGCAGAAAAGGCAAGGUUCUUUGUGGAAAAGGCUGAGCACCAGAAGAAGGCUGCUAUCAUCAUGGCCGAAGGAGACUCGAAAGCUGCAGAGCUAAUUGCCAACUCCCUGGCUUCCGCAGGGGAAGGUCUUGUGGAACUGCGCAAACUUGAGGCAGCUGAGGACAUAGCAAAACAACUGGCACAGGCACGCAAUGUUACCUACGUACCUUCAUCUCUCUUCCCACUACCUCGAUGAAUCUGCCUUGGGCCUGCUCCUCUUCUAUCUCUUCCUGUUCCCUUGACAGUAGCCAAAUCAGUCAAAACCUAUUAUGAACAUCAACUGUAGAGUGUCAAGACAAUGGCCAAAAUGUAAUGUGGAUUG
Molecule: messenger RNA, 1855 nt
Organism: Crotalus tigris (Tiger rattlesnake)
Lineage: Eukaryota; Metazoa; Chordata; Lepidosauria; Squamata; Viperidae
Product: prohibitin-like
Exons: 1
Coding region: 920-1729 (269 amino acids)
Biological process (GO): mitochondrion organization
Cellular component (GO): mitochondrion; membrane
Source: RefSeq, a predicted model, not a curated record